This is a messenger RNA of Falco peregrinus (peregrine falcon), 3546 nucleotides long. RefSeq names its product solute carrier family 2 member 12 (gene SLC2A12). NCBI's taxonomy places the organism in Eukaryota, Metazoa, Chordata, Aves, Falconiformes, Falconidae. Gene Ontology annotation, biological process: transmembrane transport. The record is from RefSeq and is a predicted model, not a curated record. Gene Ontology annotation, molecular function: transmembrane transporter activity. The transcript has 5 exons. Gene Ontology annotation, cellular component: membrane. The coding region runs from base 195 to 2003 and encodes 602 amino acids.
GUGUCACUGCAAAGGGCAAAGCCUUCUGAAAUAGCAACAAAGUUGUUCACAAACCACUUUGUGGUCUGCAUUUGGUUUCAGCCAGCUUCAGCAACUUGUUGCCAUGAGGAAAAUAACCUGUGCUUUCCUCGCUGGCCAGGGAAGGACCGCUGCCCUGUGACGUGCUCCUGCCCCAAGGUGCAAAGGGGGUGGCAAUGGUACCUGGCCAGAGCACAGAGGACCUCGGCCAGCAGAGCCGGACGAUGAGAGCAGGGGAGGAUGAGAAGAGCAGCCAGGACAGCCGCCGCAGCAGCCGCCACCACCUCCGCCAGCUCCCAGCUGCAGCAGGUUGUGGAACAUUUACUUUUCUAUCUUCUGCUGUUGCUGCCGUAAGUGGACUUCUGAUGGGUUACGAGUUGGGCCUUAUCUCUGGAGCUCUCCUUCAGAUGAGCAGCAUAUUAGCACUCUCUUGCAAAGAGCAGGAAAUUGUUGUAAGUUCCCUGCUUUUUGGGGCCUUAUUUGCAUCCCUUACGGGUGGAUUUCUGAUAGACCAAUUUGGAAGGAGACUUGCUAUUAUUAUUGCAUCUUCUUUACUUGUGUUGGGAAGUCUGAUUUUACUGCCCUAUGAAUCAUACGGGAUACUUAUUGUGGGACGGAUUGCCAUAGGUAUUUCCAUCUCAUUAUCAUCAAUUGCAACAUGCGUGUAUAUUGCUGAGAUCGCCCCGCAGCACAGAAGAGGUCUCCUCGUGUCAUUGAAUGAACUCAUGAUUGUGAUAGGCAUUCUCUUUGCCUAUAUUUCAAAUUAUGCGUUUGCCAGUGUAUCUCAUGGCUGGAAGUACAUGUUUGGCCUUGUGAUUCCAUUAGGUGCUUUGCAGGCUAUUGCCAUGUAUUUCCUUCCUCCAAGCCCUCGGUUUCUUGUCAUGAAAAAUAACGAUGAAGCUGCAAGCAAAGUACUGGAGAGGCUACGGGAAACAUCAGAUGCUACUAAAGAACUUACUGUGAUCAAGUCUUCCCUGAAAGAUGAACAUCAAUAUAGUUUCUUGGACCUGUUUCGUUCAAAAAACAACAUGAGGGCCCGAAUGCUGGUAGGACUUACUCUAGUCUUUUUUGUGCAAACAACUGGGCAACCCAACAUUUUGUUUUAUGCAUCGACUGUUUUGAAGUCGGUUGGGUUCCAGAGCAAUGAAGCUGCCAGUUUGGCUUCUACUGGAGUUGGAGUGGUUAAAGUGGUCAGCACAGUCCCAGCCACGGUUUUUGUGGAUCAAGUUGGAAGUAAAACUUUUCUAUGUAUUGGCUCUUCUGUUAUGGCACUGUCGUUGGUCACUAUGGGCUUAGUGAACCAUAACAUACAUGUGAAUUUUACUAAUGUCUGUAGAAGCCAAUCUCCAGAGGAUUUCUUUCUCCAGAGACCAGAAAACCUCAGCGGUGUCACCAACGGGAGUCUCAAGGACCUCUUUGCUAGCAUGGCUUCACCAGAAAGAUUGUCAUUUGAUGCGCAGAGAAGCCCAGAUGUUGCUAGGACAGGAGAACUGAACAGGACUGCCCUGGCAGGAGGCAAAAGCACAACAGGGUCUCACCUGAAAAGUGGGGAGGUUCCUGCUGUCCUGAAAUGGCUCUCACUGGCCAGCCUCCUUGUUUAUGUUGCUGCAUUUUCCAUAGGUCUUGGACCAAUGUCCUGGCUGGUCCUGAGUGAAAUUUUCCCUGGUGGGAUCAGAGGACGAGCCAUGGCUUUGACUUCUAGCAUGAACUGGGGUAUAAAUCUCCUCAUCUCCUUGACAUUUUUGACUGUAACUGAGCUCAUUGGCUUGUCCUGGGUGUGCUUCAUUUACACAAUAAUGAGCCUAGCAUCCCUGGCUUUUGUUAUUGUAUUUAUACCAGAGACAAAAGGAUGCUCUUUGGAACAGAUAUCUAUGGAACUAGCUAAACAGAAAUACGCGAAGACCCCCUUGUGCUGGAUGAGCCAGCGCAGAGAGAAGCUGGUGCCGGUGGAACUUGCCAAGAGAGAGAAAGAGCAGCUCUACUAGGCCCGGGGCAAUCAGAGCAGCCUUCACCAAAAGACUGAUAAAAAGGAAAAAAAGUUCAGUGAUGCUCACACUCUGAUGGGACACAUGGUAUCUUUAUUAUACACGAGAUAUUCUCUUUUUCAUUUCUUAGUAGAAUGUCUUUCAGUGGCAGUUUACAGCCAACAUUAAAGAUUGUUGUAGUUUAUAACUGACUGGAAGGCUAGGCUCUCUCUGUUUCAAACCACCAUCCCUCAUCGCCCCAGAGGUUACCCACCUCUUACAGACAGGAGGUGAAUGGAAAUUGGAAUAUUGUGCACAAUUCUAGUUAUCCAUAUUCCACAAGAGUUCGGUCUGGCAGAGGUCCAAGGAACAACUGAGAUGCCAAGGAGAAAGAAGGGUCUCACAGGAGGAGCCCACCAAAGACAGGUCGGUUUAGUCUAGCAAAGAAGGGACUGAAAAGGGUUAACAACUAGGGCAGUACCUUAGGGAAGACAACACUAUGGAGAGAAAAAAUGGACAACUCUAGAGUGUAAAGGAUAAUGGUAGUGCAGAACAGCUGGGUAUGAACUGUUUACUAAUUAAUUUAGGUUUCAGCUUAAUAAUACUUGGAAAAGGAUCUUGUUUAUCAAAACUUAAUUAUUUAGAACACAGAGCAUGUUCAGCUUGUAAGAGGAGCUUUACACACAGUUUCCCAGGAGGGCCAGGAUUCAGUGACAUAGGAAAAGGCACUACGCCCCAGAAAACCUAGUCAAAUUGUUUGGGGGUAGGGGUGGAAUUUCCAUAAUCAAUUAUGCUUGAUUUAAUGUGACCUAACAGAAGAGGAGAUAGGAUUUCUUUGUCCCAGAAAAGUUGGAAGCUGCAAGUACUAGAGUUGAUGCCAAAAUAAUUUUAUUUCUCAACAUGGGGCACACUAGACUUUGACUUUUGGAUUCAGAAAGCAAAAAUUGUGUGGUACAGGGCAGCACAAAGGGAGUUAGGAAACCAUAAUCACUGCAAAUAAUAAACUACGUCAAAUUCUUGUUUAUUGCUUAGCAAGUGUAUCCUGAUACUCAACAAGCCUCUACAACGGGUUAUUUAUAUGGCUCCCAUAAGAGAACACAAGUAAUUUUUUCUUAGAAGGUUAAUAGAUUUUGUUAGAAUGAUCAGUAGAUAAAUAUUUAUUAGCAGACAAAUAAAUGGCUCUUUGUUUAAAGAAAAAAAAAAUGCUUUAAAAACAUGCUGGCUGUCUCAGCAGCCACACAACAGCAGCUCUUCCAGCAUUUAAUUGAGGAAGCAAGACUGACACUGUCAGCUGGACUGCAGAUAACUGCUUCGAACUAAGCACAUGAUCCCACUUUAUUUGCUGCCUCAUAUCACUAAAACCACCUGACAGUGUCCUGCACUGAAGGAACAGUGACUCACCGAUCUAGCUAAAGUUUUACUUCUGAGAAGAGCGGACCAGUUCUGAUCAGAUUCUCACAUGGUCACACUUCUAAAUAGAUACUGACAUCGUAAAUUUGUAGGAGCACAUCUAUUCAGACAGUGAGCACGUGUUCAAAACCUGAAAAUAAACUAUUGAAGCCAA